Radiomyces spectabilis is the source of this 1699-nucleotide messenger RNA. RefSeq lists its product as uncharacterized. The record is from RefSeq and is a predicted model, not a curated record. The coding region runs from base 197 to 1594 and encodes 465 amino acids. Gene Ontology annotation, biological process: intracellular calcium ion homeostasis. Gene Ontology annotation, cellular component: perinuclear region of cytoplasm. The transcript is spliced from 5 exons. Lineage: Eukaryota; Fungi; Mucoromycota; Mucoromycetes; Mucorales; Radiomycetaceae.
CGCCCACCAACCUGUGCAACAUUCUUGAAGCUCUUUUUCGUGAAUGCUCCAUGUCCAAUAUCGAGGUAAGCUUUUUGAAUCUCUCGUCAAAACCAGGCUUUUUUUUCGGGCUGCUCAACGGGCCAUGUAGAGUGGAAAGAAUUGGAUUGUCAGCAACUGUCGUCAACCUGAUCAGUUGGAGGCUGUUUUAAAUUUUAUGGUGGUGCUUUCGACGGCGCGACCAACGUAUAAGGAUCGACUUCACUUGGUGUACCUGAUCAACGAUAUUCUGUUUCACAGUGAACGACGUCAAAUACCAUGGAUGAAAGAGGUGAUCAUAUCUCAUGUGAUGCCAUUGCUCAAGUUGGCAUAUCAGGCGCCGAGCGUCACUGAGGAACAACAAGCCAAAGUCAUCAAGGUCAUCAAGAUUUGGGGCGACAAGCAUAUCUAUGAUGACGGUAUCAUCGCCAGUAUUAUGAACAGUGUGGCUUUGCCUCUUACAUCUUUAUUCAUCCCACCUCCUCCGAGGAGCGUCUAUCAAGCGGCGCAAUCAUUGCCACCCACCGGCAUGCAUGCGGCUAUGCCAACCGUAGCUCAGCCCAUUGGAGCAGUCCAUCCAUCGAUUCCGCCCACCGCUGCUCCUCCUUCCAUCCAGCCACCUAUGCCACCCAACCCGCCAUCGGUACCUGAUAAGCCCUAUUUUCAAUUACCAGCCAGUCUAAUGAUGCUGGUCAUCAAGGGUGAAAGUCAUCCUUAUAAGGCUAUCGAUCAAGACGCCAUUCGACAGCCAAUCUAUGCUCCUGUGACUGAAGAGCUCAACGAAGCCGUGGCCUCCUUCUAUUCGGGAUUUGAUCUGAAUGAAGAUACCACGGCUUUCCUCGAGGAUCGAAACUCUAAACUAGAUCGCAACGGUUGGGAGGAAGGGUAUCUGGACUUUUUUUACGAAAAAUUUGAGGCGGCGGCUCCACGCAGGUCAACAGUCAAUGCAGCUCAUGGACGAAAAUCCACCGAUCGAUCUCGCGACACUCGAGCCGAUACCCAUCGUUACAGAUCUGAUUCGGGACGAUCUCACCGGUACUCAAAAAGUUACAGUCGAAGCCGAAGCAGAGAACGUCACAGUCGCAGUUGGAGUCACAGCAGAAGUAGAAGCACAAGUCGGAGCCGCAGCCGCAGCCAAAGUCGUAGUCGUAGCCGUAGUCGUAGCCGCGAACGUUACCAACGCGGCCGUAGCCCAGGACGCCGUCACAGACGAGAUUUUGAGGAUCGGCGAGAUCGUUUUCACGGCCGUGACAGUCGAUCACGAAGUCGUAGCCGAAGCCGAAGCCGAAGCCGAAGUCCUCCUCGAUCAUACGGUCACCGUGGCUAUGAAUCCCGUAAACGUUCAAGCUCUCCUUAUUCACGCCAUGAUCAUCGACGUCAUUCUCGAUCACCGCCACCACGUCGAACAUUCUCCAGCGAACAUUCUGCCACAGAUACCGAAGGAUAUAAAAGUGGUUACAUGAAAGGGAAACGUGGCAACGAACCUCGACCAUUCGAAUCAGGACCACCCAUGGACGAGUUUGAUGCUUUUCGAAGGAACAAGAGCCGAACAUUCACAAAAGGUUUUGGAGGGUAGACAUUUGUGACGAAAAAUUCUUGGGUAUCAUUUGUUUUUUAUUUUUUUGGGUGGACGAUAUGCGCAGACUGUUUUGUCCAAAUUCUAUUCGAUAAAUCAUGAUAC